Molecule: messenger RNA, 700 nt
Organism: Vicugna pacos (alpaca)
Lineage: Eukaryota; Metazoa; Chordata; Mammalia; Artiodactyla; Camelidae
Source: RefSeq, a predicted model, not a curated record
CCGCCCACGGGAGCGUCGCUGUCGCGAUGACGUAGCUGGCGCAGGCGCACUCCGUCGGCGACGCCGAGGCGCUGCUGGAUCUGUGGGCGGAGCAUUUUUAUGGUCAUCUGCACCUUCUGACUCGGAAAAGAUGGUCAACGUCUUGAAAGGAGUGCUUAUAGAAUGUGACCCUGCCAUGAAGCAGUUUCUGCUGUACUUGGAUGAGUCAAAUGCCCUAGGGAAGAAGUUCAUCAUUCAAGACAUUGAUGACACUCACGUCUUCGUAAUAGCAGAGUUGGUUAAUGUCCUCCAAGAGCGAGUAGGUGAAUUAAUGGACCAAAAUGCCUUUUCUCUUACCCAGAAGUGAAAAUACUGGAUAUUGACCACUUGGGAAUUAAAAGUAACAAAUGUGAGAGACUCCUCAUUCAGUAUCUUAUGUGACUGGUUAGAUUUAUAGAAUUGCUUGAAAACCUGUGACAGGAAAGACUGCAGUAUCAUUUGUUUGUUAAAAAAAAAAAAAAAGCCCUUGAACUGACUUUCCUGUUCUGUUUUUUUCAGUACAUGUACCCUAGAAUUAAAAAAAAAAAGGAAAAAAGCUUAACAGUUGGCUGUAAUUUGUCUUUUAUUAUCCUUUAUUAAAAAUGUAAAUGUAAUUGGUUUUCCUACCUUUUUAAUGCCAAUUUAAUACAUUAAGAGUAUAAUAGAAUAUACUUUUAAAUCA